Molecule: messenger RNA, 2012 nt
Organism: Botrytis cinerea B05.10
Lineage: Eukaryota; Fungi; Ascomycota; Leotiomycetes; Helotiales; Sclerotiniaceae
Exons: 4
Coding region: 157-1731 (524 amino acids)
Biological process (GO): carbohydrate transport; transmembrane transport
Cellular component (GO): membrane
Molecular function (GO): carbohydrate:proton symporter activity
Source: RefSeq, a predicted model, not a curated record
GACAAGGUCACUAGCUUUAACGCAUUGCAAUGAGACAAUGUUCCUAACUCUUAUAUCUGAUGAUGUCUUCAAGAGGAGCAAUCAUCAAUUUUCUGUCUCAUUUUAUACCUCAUCAAGACUUUCAUCAGAUUUGCAAGCUAAUAUUGAUCCAUCCUCAUGUUCUCACUCAAGCCCCUCACUCUAUCAAAACCCAAAGGCUACACUAUCUUUGCUUCUCUUAUCUCCUUGGGCGGUUUCCUCAAUGGCUAUGAUACGGGAUCCAUUGGUGCAAUCACCAGUAUGCCAUCUUUUACCUCGAAAAUCGGAGAUCUGUCGCCCCUACUCCGUGGCUUCACAGUUUCAUUAAUCAUGAUGACUGGUGCUAUGCCUUCUGUUUUCGGAGGGAAAAUGGCGGAGAAAAUCGGUCAUCUUUAUGUGAUUAUGGCUGGAUCGCUUCUCUUUGCAUUAGGAACGGGGAUGGAAGCUGGUGCAGGAGGAUUAGGCGUUCUAUUAGCGGGAAGGGCGCUCGCUGGGUUAGGCGAGGGUUUGUGGUUAGGGUGUGUUAGUGUAUACAUCACAGAGACAGCACCAUGUGCAUCACGAGGAAUGCUCGUUUCGCUACCACAAUUCAUGUGCACAGCCGGUGUAUGCGCGGGAUAUUUUACUUGUUUUGGCUCUGUGCGUUUGGAGUCUUCGAUGUCGUGGCGAGCGCCGUUUAUUAUCCAAUCGUUACUUGCUGUUGUGCUCGCGGCCUUCUGUGCUUACUUGCCGGACUCACCGAGAUGGCUACUUCAUAAAGGGAGAAGAGAAGAAGCUUUGCAGGCACUGGAAAGAUUGGGGAUCGAGAAGGAAGAAGCGGAGAAAGAUAUCUUGGUUCCAGUUCCAGUUGCUGUGGAUGUAAAGAAGGGAAUCAGGGGUUUCUUGAGAAUUUUCGAGAGAGAGUAUAGGAGCAGGACUUUCUUGGCAGUUUUUCUGUUGGGGGCGUUACAGUUAAGUGGGAUUGAUGGGGUUUUAUAUUACGCGCCAACUCUCUUUGAAACUGCAGGUCUACCCGGAAAAACGUCCACAUUUCUGGCUUCAGGUGUGAGUGCCAUACUUAUGGUCGCCAUCACCAUCCCAGCUACCCUUUACGUUGAUCGAUGGGGGCGUCGUACAUCCGCUAUUUUUGGAGGUAUCAUACUGUCUUCGUCGAUGUUUAUCAUCGGUGCAUUAUAUCUUUCGGACUCUGUCCAUUCCUAUGGGAUUGGACGCUGGGUUGUCGUGGGUUUAAUCUUUAUAUUUGCGCUAACGUAUUGUGCGACAUGGGCGGUUAUGGGAAAGAUUUAUGCUAGUGAGAUUCAACCUAUGAAGACUAGAAAUGAGGCGAAUAGUCUGGCUCAGGGGGUGAGCUUUUUCGCAAAUUGGUUGGUAGCGUUUUUGACACCGAUUUUUCUGGCUCAUUCUAGUUACGGUGCUUAUUUCUUGUUCGGGGGCUUCUCAUUGCUGGCUGUUUUUGUCAUGGCUAUCUGGAUGCCAGAGACGCGAUUGAGGUCUCUAGAGGAUAUCCAAGCUGGGUUUCAAAGACUGACGGCGAAGAGUGGUAAUGAUGAUGAGAAUGCUGGUGGAAAAUUGAAUGGUGGAAUGAGGUUGAGAAGACUAUUGAAGGGACCGGUUUUGGUUGGACUGGAGAGACAUACGGAAGGCGUGGUAUUAGGAAGCGGAAGUGAUGCUAGUGGUCUAGGGCCGAUGAGGAUUGAGUUGAGUAGUGUUUAGGGGAAGGUUAUGAUGGUACCGGUACUAAAGUUGCUGUGAUGUUGGUUCGGAUUCAAGGAGAUUUCGAAUGUCUCACAAUGACAUAAUGAAGGAUUUGACAUUUGAGCCUAGUAUAAAGCACAGUAUUUUAUCAAUUUGUCCGAAUUCGGACUAGCCAUGCCAAAGAGAUAACAAGGACAUCAAAUCUGAUGGACUGGAACUAUAGUACUAUAUAUAUACAUCAAAUCUAGAUCUUUACCAUAACCAUAGUAAUCACAAAUUCAACUCUCUAAGGUAAACCA